CUUUCGGUGUCUGUGAUCAACAUCGGUGGAGUGACUGCCAAAUGAUGGAACUUUUUCGCCUUAUUUAACACCCUUUUCGUUUCGACGUGGGUCUCGACGAGGGGCGCAGAAACAGCUGUAUGUGUGUUUUUUUUAAAGACGAGAAUAACUGAAGAAUUUGAAGAAGAACCAACGGUUUCGUCUCGUCACUCGUCUGGCCUGUCUUGUGACUGACACAGGUGGAUUGCAGCUGGAAAACGGCAAAUGCAGAUAUAAAUAUUGGACUAUCACAGAGGCGAGAAAUAUCCUUAAUUACCUCUUAAACCGUGGAAUAUUGACGCUAAGAUAGGGUUUCAUUUCAUUGAAAGGGGUAGACGGCGGACUGUUUGGCGUGUUAGCUUGCUAAUAGGCUAAUUUGGCUAGCUAGUCAGUUAGCAGCUUCCCUGGCCAAUGGCAGGAAAGAAGUGGGAUGCUCGAAGGAGGAGUUAACGUUAGUUGCUAGCAUAAAAUUCACUUGAGGAUAGACGCUUGACAGUCGGUGUUAUAUUUAGUGAACCGCAUUGUAAAGAGAGAUUUAGCGUUACAAUUGUAGGAGAGGAGUUCAGGAUUGUGUGACGAAGCUGCUCACACCGUUUCCUCGCCGCUCAGCAAAUUAGCUUUGGCGAUGGGUAAGAUGAGAUAAUCGGCUAAGAAAGCUAAUGUUGACAAACACUGGUGACUUAAACGCGUUGAUUCGUGUUGUUUCAAAUUGGCUCCCGAGCAGAGAUGCUGUCAAUCGUGUUUGUCAGUACAGUUCUGAGAUGUGUUGUCGCUCAUUUGUCAGCUUUCAGGCCGAAGUGAAAGCAUGUUGACGUUGGAUGUGCUGAAGCUGAAACAUUUGGCAACAAUCAGGAGUGGACCUGCCAUGACUGAAAGGGACAUAGUGAGUCAAAACCCGAUUUACAUCAGUAGGAUUUUCAAUAAGGAUAAGAAGUUAAUAUGAAUUUGGAAUUUAGGUAACAUUUUUUGUCGAGAUGUGGAUGGCAACAAAUGCAGUUAAAACAACAGACGUUUAUACUGCGCAUCAUUUCUUUAUUCGUUGCCUCACUGACUUGUUUCUAAACUUACUUACCUUCUGAAAACUAUCCCUUUCACAGCUUUACCUAACAUUUAUAAAAUCACAAUGCCUGCCAGCAUCUUCUAAAUAUCAGAGGUAGACAAUGCUUGUAGGAGUCGCACUCAUUCAUUUCAAGAUUUCAGUGGAGAUGUUUAGUGUCAUUUAAAAAAAAACAUGACAUUAAAAUUGAAGAACUGGAUCGUGACAGCAGCAGUGAGAUAAGAGUCACCAGCUUUCUCAAAUUUACAAAGGGAAAUAGCCUAUAUAAAUGGAGCCCACGGUCCUGUCUGGCCCUUUGGGGCACACACAGUGGGAGUCAGAACAGCCAUUUCCUCUGGGAUUUCUCACACUGGAUUCAGACAAUGGAGGUGUGCUGUGUCAAAACAAGACUGGUCAGACAGGUUUGGGUUUCAGAAACAGUGACCAGGAACCAACAUCCCAACAUACUGAAGAGGGAAGUGUUUUCCAGGACAAGUCGGUAGAGUUGGACAACCUCAUAAAUAUCUGUGAUUAUUCUUGUGGAGAAUCGCUAUUUGAGGAAGAUCAGUCCACUAAUUCCCAAGCUUCUCUCCAUAGUACGCAUAUAGAGGAAUUGUCUUGCACAGAAAAAAAUGAGGGACUUGAUGAAAUCAGCGACUUCACUCUGUCAUGGCUAUUUUCUCCUAACCUCACUGAUGUGGUUGGGAAAAACUUUGCCUGUGAGGAACUGAGUCUGACACAGGAGGUCUCUCUUGAGGCCUCAAAUGCCCUCAGUGGCAAGGCUGAGCUAAUCAGCCUCAGUGAACCGUCUUCUCCAUCAAAGAUUUCCGAGAGGAAUUCCGAGACAAACCCAGGGGAUCCGUUUUUGUUGGUAGAUCUCCUCUCAAAUGAACCAUCUUGUCUCACCUCAGAGUCUUCACAUGAGUUGAACCCACAGGGUGUCAGUGAGGAGCUGGUAGACCUGUCACAGGAGGAGCAGGCAGGUCUCCCUCCCGCGCAGAACAGGGAAACUUUGUCACCUGAAACCGGAGACAAAGGUUUAUUCCCUGAUCAAGUAACUGAUCUACCUGUAACCAGUAGCUCUACCUUACAAGGUUUACCCGAGAGCUGUCUCCCACAUAACCACAUCAGCACGCCACUGGAGUGUUUUGAAGGAUUUGUGCCUUUGUUGGAUUUAGAGGUUCCUGAUUGUGACAGCAGUCUGAGCCUGUGUCCUGCUAGUCCUGCCUCUGUUAUCUGCACAAGUGCGCCAUUCGAUUUAUCAACAGAGGAGUCGCAGGUGGAACAUGCAGGAGCUGCUGUAAUUAGAAAUCUGACUUCAGAGCAACAAGGUGAGAAUGACUCACUUGUUCUUAGUUUGUCAGCUGAACCUUCAUCACUGACGGUGCCUCUGGCUGAAGAUGUCUUCAACCAGGGCGACUUCACCAGUGAGAGCGACUCUGUGGAGAAUGAGUCUAAGGAUUUGAUGGAAGAUAAAAUUAGCUCUGAAGCCAAAAAUCAGGGGAAUGAAGCAAUGGCUUUGGAUCUUUGUUUAGCCACUGAUGAGGAAACUUGGGACUUGAAACCACUGGAGCGUGUACAGAAUGAAAGCGUUGCUGAUCCGACAACCGAGCAGAGGGAAGAGGAGAGGUUGACAGACGUUAACCAGCUCCAAGGAUCAGACUGUCAUGAAGUGGCUUCUUUAGAUUUUUCAGUCCAGGAGUUGAACAGCUCUUCUCCUGAGGCUGGAUGGACUAGUGAGCAAACCGUGGAGACAAUUUCCCUCUCUAAGAUGGUGGUAGAUGACUCACUGCCAAUGGUCUCAGCUGUGAAUACGAGGGAGGAAGAUGUCUCCCCACUAAAAGCUGUGUUCGACGCUUUAGACCAAGAUGGAGAUGGCUUUGUCCGUAUUGAGGAGUUUAUGGAGUUUGCUGCCGCCUAUGGGGCCGAUCAGGUAAAGGAUCUGACCAAGUUUUUGGAUCCCAGUGGCCUGGGAGUGAUCAGCUUUGAAGACUUCCACCGUGGAAUCUCUGCUAUUAGCAAUGGAGGUCCAGAGCCGCAGCUUUACAAUGUAAACUACAGUCCAGGGGAUGGAGCUGUGGGCUGUCAAGAGGAAUAUGAUGAGCAAAAUGAGGUGACCGACAGCGCGUACCUGGGCUCCGAGAGCACUUACAGUGAGUGCGAGACCUUCACCGAUGAGGACACAGGAGCCCUCGUACCCCCCGAGAUGCAUGAGGAUGUGGAGACGGACAGCGGAAUCGAGGCAACGCUGCACGACCCUGAAGAUGGUGGAAAUAGGUUUUCCCUGAACUCGGAACACCAUAACCACUCCCUGGUGACGGUCAUCGGUGGGGAGGAGGAGCACUUUGAAGAUUUCGGGGAGAGUAAUACGUCAGAGCUGCUACUGGAGAGCAGUGUGGAGGGAACCGGGGAGGAGGGUGACUCCCCUCUUAACAAGACUCCUGAGCAGGUCAAUGGCUCCUCACUGCUCUCUCCCAGCGCAGGCAAGAGGCUGUCCAGCAAGAAAGUGGCAAGACACCUCCUCCAGAACAGCUCGAUGACUCUGGACACAAUGAGUGACUUGACGCGGGACAUCCUGGAGCUCGCCGACAAUGACAUCACAGACAAGGUGCUCCUCCUGGAGCGUCGAGUGGCGGAGCUAGAGAAGGAGUCCGAGGCAUCGGGGGAGCAGCAUACGCGGCUGCGCCAGGAGAACCUUCAGCUGGUGCACAGGGCCAACGCCUUGGAGGAGCAACUGAAGGAGCAGGAGCUCCAUGCGGACGAGCAACUACAGCAAGAGACCCGUCGUCACAAGGAGGCCCUGAGCAAGCUGGAGAGAGAAAGAGGGCUAGAGCUGGAAAACCUACAGGCCAGACUGCAGCAGCUGGAUGAGGAGAACAGUGAGCUGAGAUCCUGUGUCCCUUGUCUACGAGCAAACAUUGAAAGAUUAGAGGAGGAGAAGAGGAAACUGCAGGAUGAGACAGAAUCAAUGACCGACAGGUUGACGGACGAGAUGGAGACCCGCAGGAAGAUGGCUGACAAGCUGAGCCAUGAGCGCCACCAAGGCCAGAAAGAGAAGGAGUGCACGCAGGAGCUUAUUGAAGACCUGCGUAAACAGCUUGAGCACCUACAGUUAUACAAGUUGGAGGCUGAAGCAAAGAGAGGCCGUUCACCUGGUGCAGGGCUGCAGGAGUAUCAGACACGCACCCGUGAAGCAGAGCUGGAGCAAGAGAUCAAACGGCUCAAACAGGACAACCGCAGCCUGAAGGAGCAGAAUGACGAGUUGAACGGCCAGAUCAUCAACUUGAGCAUCCAGGGAGCAAAGAACCUGAUGUCGGCCUCUUUCUCCGACUCCCUGGCAGCUGAGAUCAACUCUGUGUCUCGUGGUGAGUUGAUGGAGGCUAUCCACAAACAGGAGGAGAUCAACUACAGACUCCAGGACUACAUUGACAAAAUCAUCGUGGCCAUCAUGGAGUCCAACCCCUCCAUUCUGGAGGUAAAAUAGAAACCACCUCGACUAAAGGGCCACUCACAGUGACUCCACAUGCUGUUAAAAUAUCGGAGACUUGGCUAAAAGAAAACACAAACUACCAAGAAAGGAUGUAAAAAUAUUCUGACAUAAUUUUGGUAGAAAAACAGCAACGCACUCAACUCAUCCAACUCCCUUCCCAACCCACCCACCCCCUCUUCCCAAAAAAAGAGGAAUUUAAGAAGUCCAUGGCUUUCAGUGAAAAAUAAGCUAUUUUUAGUUCCCUUGACUCUGUGCUUAUUUGUGAGUGUAUGUGUCAGCCCUCCUGGAUAUACUUGGGUUCUGAUGACUUCCAUGUAUUUGGCUAGAGGGACCUGAGUCUCCCCUGUUGAGUGAAUGAAUGUGUAAAUGUGUGUAAGAUCUCAGUAAGGAUUAGAAAUCUUCCCGUCCCUCUCCUAAAAAGUGUCAAUAUAUGAUUGAGGUUAAAAAAAAAAAAAACACAAAACAAAAAAAAAAAAAGAUCAGACAAUUAUACCUAAAGGCCUUAAAUCAAAGGUGAUCAAAGUAUUCAUGCCUCAGUUCAGUCAGUAAAGUGUUACUGGGAUAGUGGUAUGUGGGCUGUCAUCUCCUGAACCAGGCUGAAUUGUGUUUUAAAUCACAAGCAACAUGAAGCACUGGUCAGGAGACUAGGAGCAGCAGUUUCUCUUUUGAGUUUGUCUUUAAUAUGUUUUAAAGCUUGCCGUGCUGCCUACCAGUCCCUAAAACAGAGUGUUCUGUCCUUUAACCAAGUUCCACUGUCUUUCCAGUGAACCCAAGUGAGGGACAUUUCCAGGUCAUCACGGAGGAUGAGAAAUGCCCGGAGGGUUUUUUUUUGUGUGUGUGUGUGGUGUUCUUUUUUUGAUCUGUGUUACAUAAUACUUGGUGACACUAGAAUGAGUAACAAGAAUGACACUGUCGUUCUCGCAGUGUCCCAAACGAAGGAACUGGUUUGUAAUUUGCUUCAUCUCAUUUAUUUUUACAAUGAAACAGGGUCUCAGAGCUCAGGUGGGCUGGAAACCUCAAGUGGGAAAGCACUACAUUUCCCAUCACUCCCUUAACACCUCCGGCACAAUAGAAUAACUCACACUUAUCUCUUAAAUGUAGAUUUGGUACUGUAACUGACAACCUGCUCAUACUGACACGUUCACUUUGUAAGCUCUCCAAACGCUAAGCAUGAAGGGGAAACUGUUGAGUGAUCCUGGGAAUUGUAGUGUAGAUGUGUUUUUUUUUUGUUUUUUUUUAAAGUACAGCCCACCUGAUCCCAGUGUUCUCUUGCUGAGUGAAAGUGACAGGGAGCAAGCUGAUCCAGGUUACUUUUUAUUUUUCUUUGCCGCACAAGUGAAAUAUCGUCAGUAAAAAAAUGUUAAGACUGAAAAAUGCUGACGUUCGACAGGUUAUAUGUGAAGAAUCAAACGGUUGUACUUUGCACUAAGUUUUGUUUUGAUAUUGUUUUGUUGAAAGGAGAAAAAAAAGGUUCAUUGUGAAGGGAUCAAAUCAUAAACGAAGGUGGUUUCGAAACCCGUACGGAGAUGAAUAUAAGAAGUGUGCGGGAUUUGUUUCUGCAGGCUCACAGUACCAGUAAAGUUGGGAGCUGAUGUGGGCUCAAGCUGCAGACAACAUGCUCGCAUUUUAAAAAAAAAAAAAAAAAGCAAAAAAAAAAAAAAGCAUCACACUAACUGUAAUGCCAUAUUUAAUUGGAAAUAUACUACAAACAGUUCUGCAGCCAUGUCUCAAGAUUACACGAUCAGCAGGAAUAAUAUAGAGGAGACAUGGCAGACUUUUGGUAGCAAUAAUGCUUGGCAAGAAAGUGGACAUUGGUGGAGGGCAGAUGAAACAAAGCUGCUCUUUUAUUUUCCUCUGCUGAAGCAACAUCUGCUUUUUCACUUUAGUAUCGCGAAUCGAUGCACGGACCGACGGUGGACUGAUGCUGUGCUCAUGGGUACUGUGCAGCCAUCUGUCAACACAUUGAGGACAUAUCUUUCUGACUCUCAAACUGGACUUUUGCGUCGGAUUUACCUACUGCACCGGACGUCUUGACGGAUUUAUAGUUGAAAGGUCCUGUUUUUUUUGUCCAAACAGCUUGGCGUUCUGCACCAACACAACAACAACAACAACAAAAAAAAAACCCAGUAUGCUCAAGAGAAUUCCUAUUUUUCACCCUGCUCACCUCUUAAGUCUAUCUCACUGCUCUUCUUCACCUGCCACUCCAUGGAAAAUGGCCUUGGAUGUAAAUGACUUGUACAUGUAAAGUUUUUUCUACACUCAUUCUAGAUUCUAGGUAUUUUUAUAGUCCGAGAGGGAAGAAAAAAAAAAAAAGAGAGAACAUUUCUUUUUCUCGUCUUAUGCUGAGAAACAGCUGCCUGUAUUCUUCUCUAGCAUGUAGCGUGUACAGUAUUUGUUGGAUUUAUUUUUUUUUCUUCUUGUUUUAAAAAUCACAAGCAGAUAUAUUUAUUCAUCAUUUGAACACGACGACUCACACGCUCAGCGAUCUGUUCAGCUGAGAACAUGUUGGUUUUUUUUUUUUUUUUUGAAUUCACGAGUGGAGAUGAAUUCACAGUGAAGUGACAGUCUGUGGAGGGAGAAUUUACUGAAGUAAGAGAAAUGUUAUAAAGCAAGGUUGCGUCGUCUGCGGAUGAGUCGCCAUCGGGUGCAGAAGCUUGAAUGUCACCUGGUCGGAGCGGUGGCUUGUCGAGGUCACCGCACUCUUCCGUAACGUCGAUGUUGCUGUGACUUCUUCAGGGUUGUAAUUUUAGAUAUACUGUACGGCAGAGUCUGCAGUUUCUACUGUUGUCUUCCCAGAUGAGAUGGAGUCAGGUACUGCAUGGAAACACUGAUUUUUUUUAAUUUUUAUUGUAUAUCUCUAACUCAAACUAUGUUUUUGACUGACAAAUCAUACGCUAGAACAUCAUCAGUGAGGUUGUAGGUUGUGUGAGACCUCAUAAUGUCAACACAUGCCACCUUAGAGCUCAUUUUCAGGCUUUCUGAGUUCAGCUUCCUGCAUUUUAGUGUGACUGAAAGGUUUUCCCCUAACAGAUUGAAUUCUUUAUAGUAAUGAAUCCUUUUAUGCAUCACAAUGAGGAAACCGUAUGACACCUGAACACAGCAGGCUCUACUACACUUAAUUCUCUCCUUGCUUCAUAUUUUCUGGUUCUGACAGACGGUUAGAGGACUUAACAUGACAGGCAACAGAAACUAAACCACAGGCGAGACCACAGAGCUGAUAAAACAUUCCCUUUUAGCAGAGCUGAAGGCGAUUGCACUUUAACCAGAUCCAGUUUCUCCAUUUUUAACUUUUAAAAUGACCAAAGACAGAUGUUUGAACUUAAACCGAUCAUUAAUCAGGGUCCACGCUUUUUUUUGUUUUGUUUUUUUUUCCUGAGCUAAUACAUCCCAAAUCAACAAACUCUCAGUUUAUCCUGAAAGAAAAAGAAAAAAAACUGGCCUGCUAGUCUAAACACUGUGCCUCUGUGUCUCAAACUUUGCCUCUAAACUAACCUGAUGAUGAGCCCUGGGAAAAGCACUGACCACAUGACUGUCAGUUUGUUAAAUUAUAACGAUGAAACCUGAAACUGUAAAUAUGAAUUGUCAUUUUUUGUGAUUUUCUUUUUCUCUCUCACGCUCACUUCCAGUGUCCAAAGAAAGUUUUGCUCAAGGCAUGAACAUCACUACCGGUGUAGUGCAUGGCUUGCCGUUAUGUGACAUGGGAAGAUAAAAAGAGAAUAUUGUAGAAAACAGAAAUUGUAAAACUUAAAUUUAUGCCUAUUUUCAAAGAUAAAUGUAUAAAUUAUAACAGUAUUGGUUACAGCUGUAUAUUAUUUUUGAAGAUCCCCACAUGAUCUAAUCCUAAUUGUUACUGGGGAAAUAUAAUUUCAGUCAUUGUAAAAAGAGAAAAUAUAAAGGUAAGCAGUGAAAGUAAGAUUAGGAAAAUAAAUGGAAUAAAAUGA
Thunnus maccoyii (southern bluefin tuna) is the source of this 8485-nucleotide messenger RNA. It is a transcript of the gene rab11fip3, whose product is annotated as RAB11 family interacting protein 3 (class II). NCBI's taxonomy places the organism in Eukaryota, Metazoa, Chordata, Actinopteri, Scombriformes, Scombridae. Gene Ontology annotation, biological process: regulation of cytokinesis; endocytic recycling. Gene Ontology annotation, molecular function: calcium ion binding. The record is from RefSeq and is a predicted model, not a curated record. The transcript has 13 exons. Gene Ontology annotation, cellular component: cleavage furrow; midbody; recycling endosome membrane. The coding region runs from base 1344 to 4538 and encodes 1064 amino acids.